UUUAUAAAGGGGCACGUUCACAUCCACAAGACAGAGAAGGCAGUUUUUUAGUUUCUCAAGCUUUGAAUCCAUCAAAUUCAAAGCACUCGUGGGAUUUGAACCAAAGAAAACUCAAAACGUUGAAUCACACACACCCACCAUUCUGUCUUCCAAUUCUAAAGCAACCAUCAUCCGUUGAUUUCUCAAGAAUUCAAAGACUUCAUAUUUUCCAUCUUCCCAUUUUCCUCUUCCAUAUUCUUGACACGUAUACGAAGGACUAGUGGGAUUAGUUUUUGGUUUUUUGAGCUAUAUAUAAGUGAGGAGAGCUAAGCAGUCAAGACUCAUAAUCUCAUUACUUGUGAGGAUUUGCUCUCUGAAUUCAAACACAACCCUUUUUAGGACAUUCUGAACAAUCCCAUUUCAGGUAAAAUUUGCCUCUUUAGACUCGAAGCCUUCUUCAGCAAUUCUAUGGGGCUAUCCCUCUCAUUACUUUCGUCAGCCUGGGAGGAGAUUGUAAAGCAUAGUUUCUUUGAUUUGACAUACAACAUCAGGCUCAGCCCCAGAGAUGGAGGUGCUCAUGUGAUAUUGAGAACACAUAGCUUUAAGAAAACAGAUAGCUUCAAGAAAACAGAACCAGAAACCACCAUUGUUUCGAAUAGUUCUAACGAAUUGGGGACCAACAAUUCAACUCGUUUGAGGGAUUACAAGCCUGAAAAUGUAACACUUGACAGAAAUCUUUCGUUCAAGGGUCUUGUUCAAGACAGGCAGGAAAUGGCCACAGAUGUUUGUAAAGGCAAAAAUGAUUUGAAGCAUAAACCAAUGCCUGCACUUGCUGUGCCUGAAAACCCGGUUUUCUUUUCACCAAGGCCCGUUAGUGAGCUUGAUGCUGCAGCAGUUAAGCUUCAAAAGGUUUACAAGAGUUAUCGAACUCGAAGAAACCUGGCAGAUUGUGCUGUGGUGGUUGAGGAGCUAUGGUGGAAGGCAUUAGAUUUUGCAGCUCUCAAGCGGAGUUCUGUGUCAUUCUUCAAUGUUGAGAAACCGGAAACUGCUGUUUCCCGGUGGGCAAGGGCUAGGACAAGAGCAGCCAAGGUUGGAAAGGGUUUGUCCAAGGAUGAGAAGGCACAAAAGUUGGCUCUUCAACACUGGCUUGAAGCUAUUGAUCCACGACAUCGGUAUGGACACAAUUUACAUUUUUACUAUGAUAUCUGGUUUGAAAGUGAGAGCAGUCAGCCUUUCUUCUACUGGCUGGAUUGCGGAGACGGUAAAGAAAUAAAUGUGGAGAAAUGUCCCAGGCCAGUUCUACACCGACAAUGCAUCAAGUAUCUCGGACCAAUAGAGAGAGAAGCAUAUGAAGUAGUGGUGGAAAAUGGGAAGCUUUUAUACAGGCAAAGUGGGGUGCUUGUGAACACCAUUGGAGGUUCCAAAUGGAUAUUUGUGCUGAGCACAACAAGGUCCUUGUAUGUGGGGCAGAAGAAGAAGGGCCAGUUUCAACACUCCAGUUUUCUAGCAGGAGGAGCCACCACAGCAGCUGGAAGAUUGGUUGCCCAUGAUGGGAUUCUUGAGGCUAUUUGGCCAUACAGUGGUCAUUAUCACCCAACAGAAGAAAACUUCAUGGAAUUCAUCAGCUUCCUAGAAGAAAAUCAUGUAGAUCUCUCCAAUGUUAAGAGGUGUGCAAUUGAUGAUGACUAUCCUUCAAUGAAGAUCACUGAUGGGGAACCAACAAAGCUUGAAUCAUUCAAAUCAACAGAAUCAGACGGUGGAAAGACAACUAGUUCAGAUGAUAUCACAAAGAAAACCACAAUCACAACCGUUCAAGAGGAAACUAAGAACGUUUUGGGUGCCAAUGCCAAACCACCAGUGUUUGACUUGGGCAAACGCUUAUCAUGCAAAUGGACUUCAGGAACUGGACCCAGAAUUGGGUGUGUCCGGGACUACCCAGCAGAGCUACAAUCCAGAGCGUUGGAACAAGUCAACCUAUCGCCCCGGGUCACUCCCGGAAUGUUGGGACAUUAUGGCCCAAUUCCUUCUCCAAGGCCCAGCCCAAAGGUCCGGCUCUCGCCAAGACUUGCAUAUAUGGGCCUCCCCAGCCCAAGAACCCAAAUUCCAGCAGCCAGCUAAGGUGGUUGACGGACGUGUUUGGCUCCCGGGCUUGGGUUAGAUAGUCGCAGUAUAAUAAUGGGCCAAAAAAGCUUUACCUAGGGAGCACUUCUUGUGCCCAAAAUGACGGGUAACUUUGCUAGCCCAAUAAGGAGGGGUUUAAGGGGUCUAACCCAAAUUUUUUUUCUCCUUCCUUUGAUUCUUUCAUAAGUUUUAUAUUAUUCUAGGUUAUGAUUUAA
This is a messenger RNA of Prunus dulcis (almond), 2315 nucleotides long. Its product is annotated as IQ domain-containing protein IQM1. Lineage: Eukaryota; Viridiplantae; Streptophyta; Magnoliopsida; Rosales; Rosaceae. The record is from RefSeq and is a predicted model, not a curated record. The transcript is spliced from 8 exons. The coding region runs from base 448 to 2097 and encodes 549 amino acids.